Molecule: messenger RNA, 2358 nt
Organism: Echinops telfairi (small Madagascar hedgehog)
Lineage: Eukaryota; Metazoa; Chordata; Mammalia; Afrosoricida; Tenrecidae
Gene: TARS2
Product: threonyl-tRNA synthetase 2, mitochondrial
Exons: 18
Coding region: 15-2183 (722 amino acids)
Biological process (GO): threonyl-tRNA aminoacylation
Cellular component (GO): mitochondrion; cytoplasm
Molecular function (GO): threonine-tRNA ligase activity; ATP binding
Source: RefSeq, a predicted model, not a curated record
GGGUCUGAAAAAACAUGGGCCUCUGUCCGGCGUGGGCUCGGUUCUGGUUCCCAGGGUUGCAAGCCUGGGGGUUGCGCUCGGUGCACGAGGCAGCUGUGCAGACCCCUCCACUCUGGUUGGCAGAGCGACUUGGUCUCUUUGAGGAGCUCUGGGCUGCUCAGGUCAAGAGGUCAGCAAGCGCUGCCCAGAGGGAAGGCCGGGCGAUUCAGAUAACGCUUCCCGAAGGCCAGAGAGUGGGCGCUGUGGCGUGGAGCACGACCCCCUACCAACUAGCCCAGCAGAUCAGUUCAACACUGGCAGAUACUGCAGUGGCUGCCGAAGUGAACGGAGAACCUUAUGAUCUGGAUCGACCCUUGGAGACAGAUUCUGACGUCAGAUUUCUGACAUUUGAUUCCCCAGAGGGGAAAGCAGUGUUCUGGCACUCCAGCACUCAUGUCCUGGGGGCAGCAGCGGAACAGCUCCUAGGCGCCGUCCUCUGCCGAGGUCCAAGUACAGAAGGUGGUUUCUACCAUGAUUUCUUCCUGGGAAAGGAGCGAACUGUCCAGGGCUCAGAGCUGCCUGUUUUGGAGAGGGUUUGCCAGGACCUUGCAGCUGCUGCUCUACCCUUCCGGAGGCUAGAGGCUUCCCGGGAUCAGCUUCACCAGCUCUUCAAGGAUAACCCUUUUAAGCUUCAUCUGAUUGAAGAGAAAGUGACAGGUCCAACAGCAACAGUGUACGGGUGUGGCAUGUUGGUUGAUCUUUGCCGGGGCCCCCACCUGCGGCACACUGGACAGAUUGGAGGACUGAAACUGCUAACGAACUCCUCAUCCUUGUGGAGGUCUCCGGGGGCCCCAGAGACUCUGCAGCGGGUGUCAGGGAUCUCCUUCCCCACAGCAGAGGGGCUGCAGGCCUGGGAAGAGUGGAGGAAGGAAGCUGAGUUGCGGGACCACCGGCGCAUUGGGAAGGAACAGCAGCUCUUCUUCUUCAAUGAACUGAGCCCUGGGAGCUGCUUCUUCCUGCCACGAGGGACAAGGGUGUACAACGCACUGGUGGAUUUUAUCAGGGCUGAGUACGCCCACCGGGGUUUCUCAGAAGUAAAAACCCCCACGCUGUUUUCUACGCAACUAUGGGAACAGUCAGGACACUGGGAGCAUUAUAGGGAUGACAUGUUUGUCCUGAAGCCCCCUGGUUCUGACAGACCUGCCAGCUCCUUGGGAGACCACUGCACCAGCUCUCAAGCCCACUCCACACUUGCCCUCAAGCCCAUGAACUGCCCUGCACACUGCCUGAUAUUUGCCCACCGGCCCAGAUCCUGGCGAGAGCUGCCCCUGCGACUGGCAGACUUCGGGGCCCUGCACCGGGCUGAGGCUUCAGGCAGUCUGGGAGGACUGACUCGGCUGCGGUGCUUCCAGCAGGACGACGCCCACAUCUUCUGUGCCCCAGAGCAGCUGGAAGCAGAGAUCCGAGACUGCCUUGAUUUCGUUCGCUCUGUCUAUGCUGUCCUCGGGUUCUCCUGCCGCCUGGCACUGUCCACUCGGCCAGCGGAUUUCCUAGGGGAGUCUUGCCUGUGGGACCAGGCUGAGCAGGUCCUUCAACAGGCCUUAGAAGAAUUUGGGGAGCCCUGGGAGCUCAACCCAGGAGAUGGGGCCUUCUAUGGGCCUAAGAUUGAUGUGCACCUCCAGGACGCCUUGGGGCGGCCCCAUCAGUGUGGGACAAUCCAGGUUGACUUCCAACUACCCCUGAGGUUUAACCUGCAGUACAGAGGGCAUGCGGGGGCCCUGGAGCGGCCAGUCCUCAUUCACCGAGCAGUGCUUGGCUCCGUGGAAAGAAUGUUGGGCGUGCUGGCAGAAAGCUGUGGGGGGAAAUGGCCAUUGUGGCUGUCCCCCUUCCAGGUGGUGGUCAUCCCUGUGGGGCCCGAGCAGGAAGAAUAUGCCAGGGAGGCACAGCGGAGCCUACAGGCCGCAGGACUGGUUGGCGACCUGGAUGCUGACUCUGGACUGACCCUCAGCCGGAGAAUCCGCCGGGCCCAGCUGGCCCACUACAAUUUUCAGUUUGUGGUUGGCCAGCAAGAGCAGAGCAGCCGCACCGUGAACAUCCGGACUCGCCAUAAUCAUAGACUUGGAGAGCGCAGCCUGGCGGGGGCAGUGGGGCGGCUGCAGGAGCUCCAGAGCGCCAGAGUCCCCAAUGCGGAGGAAGUGUUCUGAGCCUUGUCCCAGCCGCCUGGCAGGGAGCAGCAGUCCAGCUCAGCCGAGGGUCUGCAGUCCCUGGCCUCCCUCCCCUUUGAACCAAGACUGGGGUUGGUGACCCUGGGGAGGGAAGGGCACUAUAGCUGCUUGGCUGUGAGAGGAGUGAAACCGGGUAAUAAAUGUUGAGCCACUC